This is a messenger RNA of Spathaspora passalidarum NRRL Y-27907, 1417 nucleotides long. RefSeq names its product DNA-binding transcription factor (gene CAT8). The coding region runs from base 4 to 1359 and encodes 451 amino acids. The transcript has a single exon. The record is from RefSeq and is a predicted model, not a curated record. Gene Ontology annotation, biological process: DNA-templated transcription. NCBI's taxonomy places the organism in Eukaryota, Fungi, Ascomycota, Pichiomycetes, Serinales, Debaryomycetaceae. Gene Ontology annotation, molecular function: zinc ion binding; DNA binding.
UUCAUGCAAGCCGAGAGGAGAAUCUUGUUUUGGUGUAUUUAUUGUCUUGAUGUGUAUUCCUCGCUUAAUCUUGGUAUCCCGAGACUUCUCAAGGAUUAUGAGAUUGAGUGUGCCAUGCCGUUUGCAGGUAAGAAUGGUGAUGAUGACGACGACGACAAUGUCAAUAUUCUUAUUGUCAACAAUACAGCUUUGUCUAUUGUUGGUAAAGUGCUGAGAUUUUCGUUGAGUGUGAUGCUUUAUUGUAAAGUACUUGCUACCAUACUUGAUUCGAUUUAUUCCAGAUUUGAAACUGGCGAUAUUCAGCGAAAGGCAGUCACUCGUGAUCGGACUUUGGAUUGUUGGAGACGUGAUCUUCCUGCGGACCUUAAGUUUGAAAUGGAUAUUAACGGAUUGUCUUUGAAAGAUGGUCAGAAUCAUUAUAUUGACGAGAACAGUUUGUGGCAGAACUACAACAAGCAACAACUCACGUUGAUUUUCCUUUACUACCAUGCCAAGAUCUUGAUUUAUCUUCCGAUUAUCUCAAAGUAUGGAAACCACCACGAUGUUGGGCUUUCUCAAAAGGAACAACUUGCCAAGCAGAGUGAAAUGGCAGAUGGACAUGACGGGCUAGGUCCCAACACCGCGGUUGUGUCUAGUGUAAGUCUUAUCCAGCAAUCUACCAUUCAGAUCUUGGAGGUAUUAAAGUGUAUUUCCAACAACAUUCAAUCUACAAUCUUACCUAUCCCAAUUAACAUCACGCGUGAACAAUCAUUGUUUGCAUUACUUGUGGCCAAGGGUACACUUGAUUAUAUCAAGGGUGGGCCUCUUUUCAACAAACUGAAACAAUUGCUUCUUGACACCAUCCAAAACAUGAGUAUUGAGCUGAGAAUCGAUGUCCCUGGUGGACUUCACAAGAACUCCUUCCGAUUACUCGAGCUUGCAUUAUUGAGUAUCUUAAACAUGAGCAAGUCAACUCGUCGCAAGAUCCUGCCUCAUCAAUUACCUAUCACCAAAACCGCAGUGGAGCGAGACCCACGAAAUUUCCGCAAUGGCAAUAGUGGUGUGUCUUAUCUGCAACAAAUCCCACAACAACAGCAGCAGCAGCAACAACAACAACAACAACAACUGGUUCACGCCACCCUCCCUAGUCAGCCACUUCCUGUGCAGCCAGUGCAUUAUUCCAAUUUGGACAUGUCGAAUUUCAGCGAUAUUCUCGAUACCGAUUUGGACAAUUUGGAAAGCAUACUCCAGUUUGAUCCAUACAAGGUUAACUUGAGCCUGCUGGUUGUAGGUGAGUUUGCUGCGGAUGGGUCCUUGGGGUUGGUUCCUUUCUUGGACAUGACUGAUCUGGUAAUGCUGGAUGAUAAGUUUACUGGGUGAUCUAUAUACUAUGUAUUAUUAUGUACUUCAAUUGAUUUUACUACUGUAUCUCCCGUCC